Messenger RNA from Grosmannia clavigera kw1407, 4806 nucleotides. Its product is annotated as tmem1 family. Bases 1 to 4806 code for a protein of 1601 amino acids. NCBI's taxonomy places the organism in Eukaryota, Fungi, Ascomycota, Sordariomycetes, Ophiostomatales, Ophiostomataceae. The record is from RefSeq and is a predicted model, not a curated record. The transcript is spliced from 3 exons. Gene Ontology annotation, cellular component: TRAPPII protein complex. Gene Ontology annotation, biological process: intra-Golgi vesicle-mediated transport; early endosome to Golgi transport.
AUGGAACAACCGUGUUCGACAUCCAAAGUAACCGUUGAGUAUUUCGAUCCUUACGGGCUCUACAAGCUUAUCGCCCCAGGGCUAGUUUCGCGGUUGCCCUUGCGCCACCUCCAUUGGCAGUCUCAUUCGGGCCCUCUCCGAUCCAUCGACACCCUCCAUGUCGAGCUGGUAGCUGCUGGCUCGCCUUUACGACCCCAAUCCUCAACGCAAGACAAAACUGGAAAACAUACGAGUAACCUAGCAUCCAAAUCCACUGCUGUGGAUGAUGGGUUUCAAACCGCCACCUUUGGCGGACGAGGCGUCUCUGUUGAGGACGAUGUUGCCGCCGCCGCCGUCACAUCCCAAGCACCGACGGCAAAAGAGCGGCGACACCAGAUUCCUGGUCUACGCCAAACGCCCUACUUGAAAGUUCUGCUUAUGAGAUGCGACAGCAAUGAUAGCUACAAAUCUCAGACACGAUCCGAAAUUCGCGAAUGGAUCAAGCAACAUACAGCACAAGCCGGAAAGAAGUCGAGUGUAGCUGAGAACCAUGACGCUUUUGAAUGGAUGAUUGUCCAUGUGGUUAUCCCAAAUUCUGCAGCGUACACGCAGCCCCGGACAAGCAAGCAGUCCGACGGCUCGGCAACAGAUCUCACAACCAAAUCUUCGUCCCGAUGGGGCAAAAGCUCUACCACAAUUCUAGAAAAGCUUCGGUCAGAUUUCAACAGCAGUAGUGGGAGUAAGAUAAUGGACCGGGUUGCACAGAUUCGUAUCGGGGUCAACGACUUUCCUUUCGAGCUAUUGCCACUCGUCGUAUCGGCCGUCCCCGGUGGUCACGCAGAGACGGAGAAGGAGUCACAGAACGCGUGGUUGGACUUAAUCGACAAGUUCAAAGCUCUAAUUCUGUCAAGUUUCGACGCUCGGGUCUCUCAGUACGAAGAAGACAUUCGAGAAAAAGACUUGCAGCGAAUGCUCCCGGGAUGGAACUUCUGCACGUUUUUCAUACUCAAGGAGGGCCUUGCCCGCGGAUUCGAAAGUGUCGGCUUGGUUGAAGAUGCGCUCGUUGGCUAUGACGAGCUCAGCGUUGGUUUGGACGCUGUCAUCAAGGAGCAGGAGACCAACGUCCGUACCGCGGACGUUCACGGCGGUUCUCUGCUGAAGUAUACCGAAGACUUGUUAAAACUUGCCCAGGGGCAAGCGUCAGCUACCACUGUUAGAAGAGGUUCCGAAUCUGUUGACGAAGAACCUGUCGAUCUGCAGUCAAAUGAUGAUGGUAUUCUCAGUGACAAUGAGGCUGACCAAGUUGACGACAUUCCGAUUAGCUCAACGAAAAAGGCUUACCGCGAACUCAUUCUUGCCAACAACGUAUCUGUUUUCGACUUCCGUUGCUACAUAUUUUCUCGACAGAUAUCCCUCCUUCUACGAUUAGGAAAUGCUUGGUCAACACGCGAAGAGCUUCUUAUGAGAUUGAGAAGUCAACAGGACUCUGUUCUUCCUACAGCAACGCCCCAUACAGCUAGGUCAAAGUCGCCCGACGAAUCAGAGAACCUGGCCAUGCUCGCAGAAAUUUGUAGAAGGGCGUUGGAGUUUAUACCUGCCCUGUCUCAAGUGAUGCGAGAGGACCUUUUGUACGCUAUUUCUCCAACUACCACUGGAGCGAGCUCGGCUGGCUCUGUGCCGGACGCUACAACAGCGCUUCAAACACUCUCGAUUGAGGUGGUGGAUAACAUGGUGGCAUCAUACGCGUUUUCCAUUGCGCAGCAAAUUUUAGCGCAGACGGCAUCGAAAUCGUUACCCACUCCUCCUUCCACGUUGGGCACAUCUAACGACGAGGCAGUUGCCACAAACCCGGAAGCCCAAAGAGAUGUGCACCCAGUGAGGUUAUCUUCUCUGCACACCAACAGUUAUGGAAUAACCCGAGGCCCACCCAGCCCUGGUGUAUUUCCUGGACCUGGAUUACCGAAAGACCCAAACCCCGACGAAGGUCCGCACUUUCUCAAGAUUGGACUAGAAGAAUUGGCAGCACGUCGUGCGGAUCUGUUUAUGCUUUCUCGCGGAAUUUUGGAAGAGAGAGGGAAAAAGGUGGGCUGGGCCGAUGGAUGGGUAUCAGCACCAGCUAUCGGUGAAACUAGCGUUGGAGUUUUGGAGGAUAUCGAUCUUCACGACACCAGAGGAAACGAUGCAAGUGGUGAUGGCGAUGCUGCUUGUGUCGAGUUGCAAGUUGCAAGGGAUGAGUCUUCAUCUAAACCAACUGCGCUUGCUGGCAUCGUCAACGCUCUUUUGCGCACUGCGCUCAACAGUCAAGAUUCCUUUUACAGAUUGUAUGAGACACUCACCGACAAGGCACUUCGGCACUACACCGUCGCUGGAAACGCCCACUCGGUUCAUGCAAAUCUCGCCGAUUUGGCGGUCUUGAAGUAUCACUUAGGGGACUUCCCGUCUGCCGCGUCCUACUUUUACGAAACUACGCCGUUUUUCGGUGGAAGUAGCUGGAAUCUUCUUGAGCUGUCCAUGCUUGUCAUGUAUUCAUGCUGUUUGAAAGAAAUGGGACGAAAGGACGAAUACGCGUGGCGGCUGCUGAAACUCCUUUCAAAAGCUGCAGAGGCAGAAAGGGACAGGAUCGCUCAGCAGGCUUCAAUCAGCCCUGGGGGUAUACAAGGAAGUAAGUUUAUUGAUAUAGCCUUGCUACAGGGCUAUCUCCCUGAGCUGCUUAGCGCUUCUUGCGAGCUCAAGAAGGAGAUGCGUGUCCCUUUAACCAAUUUUUUCAACAUCUUCGAGGUCGUGGGAGCACCUGCCUACACUGAAAAGCAGGACAACUUCGCGCUUGUUUUACAAUACCACAGCUUGCUGCCAGAUGCUCUACCAGUUGACCAUGUUCGAGUCCGCAUGCUAUGUGCGUCGAGUAGUGGGCAGCCUCGUGACAUUUGGCUGGAGACCAAAGAACCACUGCGCCUCCAACCUGGAAAUGGAACAUUUCGCAUCUACAGCAAUACUGUUACUCCUGGCAUGUAUGUCAUUGAUCAAGUGCGCCUAGCAAGCAGCAAUGUUGUCAUCGCACAUGAACGCCAACCGGCGAAUGCCGAUGCCAGUAUUUUCAAAGAGCCUCAUGUCAUUGUAUAUCAAAGGACAAGCGCAUUUGAUGUCCAACUGAACACGUCAAAGGCCCUUCAGCUAGACAGAAACAACCACUUGGAGGUUGAGCUCCUCGCAGGAUGGAAUGAGAUUACGCAAUGCGAACUCCACAUACGCGCAGCUACAGGUGGUCUGCGCCUCAUCACAUCUGAGUCCCAAGUUGUCGGUUCGCAGCAUUCCUUUUUCAGCCCGGCGAAAGGUGGUGUUGUCACUUUCGGCUCGAUUGGUGCGGGAACAAGUGCCAAAAUCACGUUUCCCUUCUCUAUUGAGCAAGACGUUCUCGACCUGUGCGUAAAAAUCGAUGUCAGCUACACCACGGAGCACGGCGUGUUCAAACUGUCAAAAUGCCCGUCUGUCACCACGGCUCUUGCUCUCGGCGUCAAUGUACAGGAUGUCUUUAAGCACAACUUUUUGUUCUCUCGCUUUACCGUCUCCACGGCCACAGCUAGCCCUCUACGACUACUUCGAAGCGAAUUGCUCGAUUCCGACCUUUUCUCGUCUGAGUUUGGAACCUCCCCGGAAGUGCCACCGAUAGUGUUUCCCAAGCAGCCAGCCAGUUUACUCUACAGGAUAACCCGCAAAGUAUCUUCCGCGGCAAGCAAGAACUUGAAAAAGAGCAUGCAAAUCAAGCUCCAUUACAGCAUUAUUCAAGACGAGAUUGAUGAGCAGCUCGAAUAUUCGCUCACUGAAGCUUUCCGGGGCACAGAUGCAUCCAUUUACGAGUUCUCCAGGGUAGCCGUUUCGUGUGUCCUACAGCAUAUGCAUUCCUUUCUCUCGCCAUCUGAUUUGGAAAGAAUCGUUCUUCUGGGCGAGCUUUCCACCUCAUUCAUUGGCGGCGUGGAUUGGGACCUUAAAUUCCCGGGUCUAGGAAGUGACAGUGCUGGAGUAGAUUUGAAAGAGCAGCUUUCUUCGACAAUUCGAGGAUGGCAAGCGAUGACUCCGGUCAUUUUCCUCUCGCAGAAGUCGGCUCUGAGAAAAGCACGUACCAUUCUUAUCCCUGUCGACAUACCUAGUGUGACCAUUGUCCACACUGCAGACAUUCGACUAAAGCAACCCCUUGCCUCAUCGUUGGUAACUCGGCACAAUAGUGAAAUUGUUGCCUCUUUAUCCAGACUAGCAACGCCAAUGUUUUGCGUCAAUCAACUUCUGCCCGCCACGCUUCAUCUUAAGUGGACGCGGUCGUGGGAUACCGCUGACAUCGGGGCACAGCCAUCAGGGAAAACAGAAUCUCAGGCUUCCGAGGACCUGGAGUUCAGUUUCGAAGUGACAGCGCCAACGGAUACGUGGCUUAUUGGCGGCCGGCGAAAAGGUCAUUUCAUUAUACCAGCUUCAAAUCACACAAGAGGCAUCGGAUUGACGUCUACUCCGGAGUCUGAAGCAGCCAUUCCGCUGACACUGAUACCGCUUCGAGAAGGAUGGUUGCCUUACCCAAGCGUGGAAAUUCGUGAGGUUCACAGCAGUGAUGCCUCUGGCGUCUAUACGGGUACGGGCCAGCGCGGACCAUCCGAGGCGUCUCACGAUCCUCUUCAGAAUCGACAUCACUGUGAGACUGACUAUCGCAACCUGGGUGAGACUGUUCACAUUGUAGCCGAUCGCAAGCGCGUGACGCUGAGUUUGGACGCUAGCGGUCCUGGCGGCGGUCCAUUGGUUCUCGAAAGUGAACGGCCUGGUAUCGUUAGCAGACUGGCAGUGUGA